Molecule: messenger RNA, 3894 nt
Organism: Paraphaeosphaeria sporulosa
Lineage: Eukaryota; Fungi; Ascomycota; Dothideomycetes; Pleosporales; Didymosphaeriaceae
Exons: 1
Coding region: 1-3894 (1297 amino acids)
Source: RefSeq, a predicted model, not a curated record
AUGUCGGGCACAGUCAAUUAUUAUGAUUAUAGUGAGCAAUACGAGAUCCAAGAGGGAAUGGAACACUCCGCUGGCGCAGUGCCCACAGGUUUUGUCAGGCAUAUAAAAACCAUUAUCGAAGAAAGAGGAACACCGGAGCCAGUCUCCAAGGGCGGCAAUGUCGCGGCUCCGGAUCGUGCAAUACAACACUCAGAUGGAAUCGUUCCUGACAUUCCUGAGCUUCCAGCGUCACCAGUCCCGCGACGCAUCACGCGUGAUCUAGUUCUGGUAGGUAUUGGACCCGAAUCCUCGAGCGGAGAGGUGGAGAUCUCUGGGGCAACAGCCGAAACCAGGAGUUCAGAGCGAUCCGCAGGUCGCCCCCAAGAUGACAAUACAGCCUUGCGACGUGGUAUUGGAAGCCGAGCUGUGCACCCUGCGCACUCAAAGGAUGCCACGGAUCGGCACAGUAUCCUGUCGCAGGCAGGCUCGAGUGUGAUGGAAUCUUCCACGCUUGAGUUCGCUGUCCGGUGUUCCAUACCCAUGGUGGCUGAUAAGGGUUUGACUCUGGACUUGGACAACGAUAUCACAUCUGUGUAUGCUCCUGACGCGGACCCGACUAGUGAAGAUGGUAUGACGGAUCUUCUGGAAGGCUACCAGCGUACUGAUACGAAAGAAGAGAGCGAAGAGGCUGCAGAGGAGCAACUCAACGAUGAGGAGCGCGUGGAGAAGAGAAGCAACCACACAAGCAGCCAUGCUGCCAAGCCUUCGGAUGAACAGUCCUUCAAGUCCUGUACAGAUGUGAUCAAAGUCGCAGAUCCUUCAAUGAAGACUCCCGACCAAGCGACAGCAGAGUCGUGCGAAGAUUUGCCAGAGCAUGAUCCACCCAUCAAGGAUUCAGAUGCAAGAUCCUUCACAACUUGCAUAGAUGCAGUCACUCCUGAUCGAUCGGCGCCGCGACUACCGUCUUCGCAGCUCGUUGCUUCAGAAGCACUCCUCCGAAGACCAAUCUCCGAGAUGCCAUCGUCGUCGCCUUGUUUGCCAGAACGCCAAGCAACCCCUUCGUCAACGUCUGAAUCAAGCAUGUCCAGGGUCGUUGGCAGGUUCCGAGCAAACUCAAAGCCAAGCUUCACGCAAGGCUCUGCGGACGGGUCAUCCCGAUAUUUGGAGUACGGAGCCCAAACCCCCCCUGCCGUACCUCCUAGAGAAUCUAGCUCUUCACGGGAAGCGCAGCAGUCAAGAGGCGUCGCCAACUUCUUGCUGCGCUCUGUUCGCCAGCGUUUUGCCAAGGCUAGUCCUGGGUCGAAUCUUAGACCUAGUAAAGAGGUCAAAACUUCGAACCCGCAGGAGCUGGACGAUUUGGGUACUAAUGCUGGAAUUCCUACGCCACCUCCGAUGAAGGAGAGGGUGUUGCUGGGCAACGGUAUUGUAUAUGCUGAUAGGCCUGUUCAAGCGCUGCAAGCGCCUCAGCGAGUGUUGACAAAAGAGCGAAUUCUGCCGCACCGACAGAGCGAGACCAUGAACAUGCGUGGCAAUAGCAUCGCACCGAAGGGCGACACGUCCACAUCGGCUUCGAUUUUUACCGCCACUCCCGAUGCACGUCAGAAGUUGGUCACGACCCCAUCACCUGCAGUGCCGGAAGCCUCCUCGGUGUAUUCGCAGGAAAACCUCACUUCUACUGGAUCCCGUGACGAGGUAUUUCCGGGUGCCUUUGUCCAGAUACCAGGGCCUCAUCGUCAGGACAAUCAGGCCACGACGCAUUUGAACUGGACCGGGGCCAACGGCUUCCAUUCGUAUUCCGUUGAGGGUGCGCGAGGUGGUAGAAACAGCCAGGAGGACUCCACGACCGAUCUGAGGCUUCCUGGCUUCCGGCAUGCCGUGACCCACCUCCCUGAUCUGAAGGAGGAGUCGCAUGAAGAUUCAAGCCUCAACACUAGCGCCAGCAACUUUCGUCCAUUCGGAGGCAGCCAGCCUGCUGUGUUCCGUAUGUCCACCGAUGGCCUGCCUACAGCUCGGAGACAUCCUUCAGUCAGGUCGUCGCGCAAUAGUGAACUCCAGCAGAUGCACCUGCCCUCGAUGAACUUUAGCAGCUUUGGCAGUUUUGAUGAAGCUCUGGACCAUCGCGUAUCCCGGUCGUUGGACUUGGCCCCAGCUGCACUGGAGGAGCUGGUCCAGACGGUAAUGCCGCGAUCGGCGUCAGCGGGCGAGGAUCGAGAGAAAUACAAGAGUGUAUUUGCCGGCCUUGAUACCCCAGCGAAGACAUCUACGACGCGUCAGUAUGCGGGCGGUGAGCUUUGGCCGCGCAAGCUGCCAGAACUUCUCGUUAAAGAGGUAGAUUCGUUGACCAUUCCGUCUGUGAACGGCCUUACAUUUCGAUUAUCGGAGAUGCUGCCACAGUUAAAAGAAGCCUUGGGCCUUGCGCAGUCGGACGAAUUUCUCGACGAGGAGGGUAUCAUGGAGAAAGCAAUGGAGAGGCUCAACGAGGUAGGCUUUCCAGCGCAGAAGCGGUCUUCGGCCCGCUUGCGUCCUAUCCCAGGUUCUCCGAACAUGUUAGUCGUGGACGAUGAAGUAUUCAAGGAGAUCACCGGGAAAGAGAAGAACGGAAAACCGUCAGGACAGUGUCACAACCGGGACGAGGCAGGUCUCGGUGCAGGAGUAGCUGGCCAAGGAGGUAUUCAGACCCACGGUGAAGCUGCUGCGUUGGCGGGGAGCGGCGUCAUCGCUCACGGGCCUGCACGUGACGAUGAAGUAAACACAACGGGGCUCGAGGCACCUUCCCCGGCUCACCUUCGUCAACACAACUCAACUUCUUACUCCUGUCACAACUUCUCUUCUCCUUCUUCUCAACCUUCAACACGAUCUCUUGGCUCGCGUGGAAGCACGACUACGGGAAUUAUCACUGAUACUCGUCCUUGGAAUCUCGACAAGAACUAUCCUUGGGCGACAGACCCGUCUGUCGACAUUUCGCUGCCUCACCCUUCCGCGUCCAAGCAGUCACCGCGGCCUGGGCCUUCACACCUCCGCAACCGCCUUUCCAGCGCCUCGUCAGAGUCAGCGGGUACGUACAGCCCAUACGGUACGUCAGCUUCACCCCCAGCGCGACGAGGUCCAGCAGGGCAUUGCUACAACUCUAUCGUCGACGAUAGGCGGUCUAUCGAGCCAUCAGCUGUUGGUUUUGACGCGAGCGGCUACCCCAUCGGACCUGUCCGCGUUCGUGACGACGACCAGUCCCACGGCACAGGCGAGCGCUAUCCUACGUCUGCUCUUCCACUUCCUUCGAAUUUACACAUAUACCCAGGUCAGGCGAGCCACUUCUCACUCGAGACAUCUGACGAGGAGGCCGAGACUACCUCGCCCCGGAAGACGUUGUUCAGCCGCCGUCCUCGCCGCAACACCCGAGCUUCUGUCAAUCGACGCGACCUGAGCCAACGUCGCAUACGGGAACUGCAGUCGUCGCGUGCAACGGACCACAGCGUGCAAAUCGAGCCGGACGACCUUCCUGACCGCUUACAACGUCAGACCUUCGCAAACGCGCAAGGAAUGUCGAAGUUCACUUUCUGUGUUCAGUCCGUCGGCGCCUUUUUCAAGAAGGGCUUGUACAAAAUCUUCCCCUGUACUCGUCCGGAGACUCCCCUCGAGCCUGACUCGGAGCCUGUCACGGUGCCCGCCAACUCUCGCAACAGCUCCUCCAGCGACGAGACGAUCCGCGUUCGUCAACACUCCCCCGUCCCGGUCAUUCGUGCCGGUCCUGGUCAUCGCUACACUCCCGGUUUCGUCAUUUCGUUCCCUUCCCUCUCCGGCAGGAUCUGCCACCCCAGCGAGGAGCCUGAGUCGCCGUUUCAAUCCAAUAUCCAGCCUCGCAGCCGCCGAUACGGCACCUCUCGCACCGAGUCAGCCGGUCCAUCUACAUUGCAGUAG